AUGGUUGGGGGAAGGAAAAAUGUUGAUGCUGGUGUUGGUUCUGGGCAUACGAGUGAGAUAUAUUUCCCUCACUGGAUUUACAAUCGUCUGAAGAAGGAUGAAAUCUUAUUAGAUGGUUUGACAACUAUAGAGGAAAAUGAUUAUGCUAGAAAAAUGACAAUAGUCGGCUUAUGGUGCAUACAAACUGAUCCGAAACAAAGGCCAUCCAUCAAUGGAGUGAUUGAAAUGUUAGAAGGAAGCAUGGAGUCACUGGAAAUUCCACCAAAACCAUUCUUUUCUUCUCUUCCACGAUCACAAGCCACCAUGUGUAACACAUCAGAGGACGUCAGUAAGGAUAACUGUAGUAUACAAGAAGUAAAAUACUAA
Molecule: messenger RNA, 366 nt
Organism: Lactuca virosa
Lineage: Eukaryota; Viridiplantae; Streptophyta; Magnoliopsida; Asterales; Asteraceae
Source: the annotation of a GenBank genome assembly